Pyricularia pennisetigena is the source of this 750-nucleotide messenger RNA. RefSeq lists its product as uncharacterized. The transcript has 6 exons. The coding region runs from base 1 to 750 and encodes 249 amino acids. The record is from RefSeq and is a predicted model, not a curated record. Lineage: Eukaryota; Fungi; Ascomycota; Sordariomycetes; Magnaporthales; Pyriculariaceae.
AUGGUUCGCCGGACUUCUGGGGUCGAGCUCCCCAAAGAAGCUAUGAUUACUUGCGCGGAGCCAGAUGACGGGAUGAGCCUAAACAAGGAGCGGGCGGAAGCGGUCAGCAAGCGCUAUGCCCUAGACUUUCAUUUCCUUGCAGCCCCUCUUCGCCACGCACGCCGGCCGCAGCGGGCCGUGGCGGGCCAGGGAUUGCCCGCCGGCCGGCCGUGCCGCCCUGUACGGGAAUUGCAUAUUCCCCUACCACUAACAUCCUUGUCACGGAAACCCUAUCGUGGGAUUGUGAUUGCAUGCAUUGCAUUCGUCGGGCGAGUGGAUGAGCCACUGUUAAUGGUCGAGAGUGAUCGAGGCGGGAAGACGGCGUCAUGUCGAUGGAACGCGGGGCAGGGAACCUUUGUAGAUGACGGCACACCGCUGUAUCGGUCAGGAAGCGGCGGCUCCAGGGGACAUACGACAUACUUGCUUGCUACUGAAGAACUAGCUGCAGACCACCUUGACAACAUUAGGGAAGAGAUCACUUUUCUAAUCCGUACAAGUACCAUAGCAAGCCUGGUAGGGACACACCCAUUUGCUCAGCAGGACCGUGGCAAGUGGGGAUUCAACAAGGGUUCCAUAUUUGUUGGUGUCGGUGUCCCAGCGGGGCGGAACCGGACCAGCUGUGGAACGCUCAAACCUUCCCAUCGACGGCCCGCUGCCUUACCAAAAGCUCCCUUGACUCCCUCUCUCUCUCUUACGCGGGCAGGUCGGUAG